Molecule: messenger RNA, 1016 nt
Organism: Limulus polyphemus (Atlantic horseshoe crab)
Lineage: Eukaryota; Metazoa; Arthropoda; Merostomata; Xiphosura; Limulidae
Product: agrin-like
Exons: 3
Coding region: 120-812 (230 amino acids)
Biological process (GO): receptor clustering; multicellular organism development; G protein-coupled acetylcholine receptor signaling pathway
Molecular function (GO): laminin binding
Source: RefSeq, a predicted model, not a curated record
GCAACAGAUGGUAAAAAUCGUAGGUUGCAUGUCACGCCCUAAAACGUCAUUCGGCCUAGAGGUGUUGUCCCAAUAGCAUAUCUGUUUCUAGAGCCAGGUGUUUAGUGAAGUAAGACGAUAUGAAGCUCUGUUCGUAUUCAACACUGUACUUUGCUGUUUUCCUUUCAGUGACUAAAUUGGGUGACAUUGUACAAACACGUCGACACCGACAACAAGAUGUCUGCCAAAAAGAGCGAUUGAAGCUUCGAGAACGUUUUGCUGACGUUGUGCUGACAGGUACAGUUGAGAGAGUACUUCCCAACUUACCUGUCUACUCGGCCGAUGUCCUGGUGAAGUGGGUACUUAAGGGAGACGACAAUCUCAGGGGCACUGUUCUGGUGAAUGGGUUCGGAAAUCCAGAUAUCUGCAACAGUCAUGUUCAACCUCGCGAUACUCGUAUUUUUUUUCUACACCAACUUAGCGAUAGUAGCUUGCAUCUGAAUUCCAGCUUAAUGCAUAUCAACGUCCCGAAAUUAGAUCGUAUUCGAGCUGCUCUCAGAGAUGAACCUUACACUAGAAGACCUGAAAUAAAAGACGAACCAUGUGAGAAGAAAUACUGCCCUUACAAUGCUGACUGUGUUGUGAAGCGCUUUGGUAGAGCAUCAUGUCAGUGUCCUAAGUCUUGUCCUUGGGGGUACAAGGCUGUGUGUGCUAGUGAUGGUAUCACCUACAGCAGUCCCUGUAGAAUGCGAGUAGAAACGUGUCGAAAGCAACGAAGAGCGUAUCUUCAACAUGAUGGACCAUGUAAAUCUACCUCAACACUCUCCCACUGAACUGUAUGUCGUCCCAGAUCUCGAAACCCCUUCCCGCUAAGUUUAAUCCCAUAUCUUGAAAGUUUUACCACUAAGUCCAAUCUCAGAUCUUAGUCUUAGAUAUUGAACACUUUCCCUUAAAAUGAAUGAGAUCGCAGAUCACAAACACUUCCGGCUAAGAUAAAUUUCAGAUCUUGAAUUCCCCCCCCCUCUAAGAUGAAUUUC